Molecule: messenger RNA, 7054 nt
Organism: Hylaeus volcanicus
Lineage: Eukaryota; Metazoa; Arthropoda; Insecta; Hymenoptera; Colletidae
Gene: Fim
Product: plastin-1
Exons: 4
Coding region: 308-2200 (630 amino acids)
Biological process (GO): actin filament network formation; actin filament bundle assembly
Cellular component (GO): actin filament; cytoplasm; actin filament bundle
Molecular function (GO): actin filament binding; calcium ion binding
Source: RefSeq, a predicted model, not a curated record
CGCGGCGCCUCAGUGUUCGUUGCGACUCCGUGCUAGUGGGACGCGUUCCCGCGGUGUCUGGCUACUUCGUGAUCGCGUCGUGACCAGAAACGCGUACGCGAGGUGCGAGAACGCCCCAAGUAACCGUUUUCGUAACUAUUCCGCGUGUACCCGGUGAAAAUUACCGACCCGUGUUUAGACGUUUUCCCGUACGAUUGUGUGCAACGCCGUCCACGAGAUCAGGAAGGAAGAAGGGGGAGCAAGAAGUGCCGCGGCAGAGACUGGAGAAAGGAAAGACGAAAGGAUUAUAAGACUAUAUUCGAGCAACAUGGCCACUGCGAUCGACGACCGGCAGGAGUUGUUGGAGCAGUUUCAGGCGAUCGACGAGAAUGGGGACGGCUUCAUCAACCUCACGGAGCUUCGGAGCGCCCUGGACAUAUGCGGGUUCAAGAUGCCCGGAUACAAGGUGCGCCGGAUGAUCGAGGAGUACGACGACAAACAGAGGUCCGAGCACAAGGGACGGCUAUCCUUCGAGGAGUUCGAGAAGCUCUGCAAAGAGCUGAAAGCCAACGAGUUGGGGGCCACGUUCAAGCAGGUCGUGUCCAAGAAGGAGAAUCUAGAAACGUUAGGAGGUAUUUCGGAAGCUUCCAGCGAAGGUACCACGCAUUCGGUUCGAUUGGAGGAACAGUUGGCCUUCAGCGACUGGAUCAACACAAAUUUGUCCCAUGAUCCUGAUUUGAAGCACUUGCUGCCCAUCGAUCCCGAGGGCAAGGCUCUGUACGAGAAGGUCAAGGACGGAAUUCUACUCUGUAAAAUAAUAAACCACUCCUGCCCGGACACGAUCGACGAGCGAACGAUCAACAAGAAGAGUCUAACCCUCUACAAGAAGCACGAGAACCUGACCCUAGCCUUGUCAUCAGCUCAAGCGAUCGGUUGCAACAUCGUGAACAUCGACGCUCACGAUCUAACGAAAGGUUCUCCCCACCUCGUCCUUGGCCUGCUAUGGCAGAUCAUCAGGAUCGGUCUGUUCAACCAAAUCACCCUGGAGAAUUGUCCAGGCCUUGCCACUCUGCUCCAAGACGGAGAGCGUAUCGAGGACCUAUUGAAACUCUCUCCAGAGUCGAUACUUCUGCGAUGGGUGAACCACCACCUGGAGAACGCCGGAAUCGCGAGACGGUGCAACAACUUCCAAUCUGACAUCACCGACUCCGAGAUCUACACUUAUCUCAUCAAGCAAAUCGCCCCUCACACCGCCGGAGUCACUCUGGAGGCGUUGAUGGAGCCCAACCACACCUCGCGAGCGGAGAUCAUGCUCCAGCAGGCGGCCAAGUUAGGCUGUCGCAGCUUCGUGACCCCCAGCGACGUGGUGAACGGCAUAUACAAGCUGAAUCUCGCGUUCGUCGCCAACAUGUUCAACAACUACCCAGGCCUUGACAAACCAGAGAGCAAUAUCGAAGGUUUGGAGUCCCUGGAGGAGACCAGGGAGGAGAAGACCUAUAGAAACUGGAUGAACUCGAUGGGCGUGAUGCCUCACGUGAAUUGGCUCUAUUCGGACUUGGCCGACGGUCUGGUAAUCUUCCAGCUCUACGACAUCAUCAAGCCAGGCACCGUGAACUGGAACAGGGUGCACAAGAAGUUCACCAAGCUGAGGAAAUUCAUGGAGAAGCUGGAGAACUGCAAUUACGCGGUGGAACUCGGCAAAACGAUGAACUUCUCGCUGGUUGGUAUCGCCGGCCAGGAUCUGAACGAUGGAAACGCGACGCUGACGUUGGCGUUGAUCUGGCAACUGAUGAGGUCGUACACCUUGUCGAUUCUUACGUCUCUGGCAGGCACCCAGGGCAACACUCUGGUGGAGAAGGAGAUCGUGCAGUGGGUGAACUCGAAGUUGCAGGGCGCAGGGAAGACGAGCAGCAUCAAGGGCUUUCAGGAUUCAUCGAUAUCGGACGGGAGGGUGGUGCUCGAUCUGAUCGACGCCAUCAAACCGGGCACGGUCAACUACGAGCUCGUCAAGGAAGGUGGCAACGAGGAGAACCUGGACAACGCGAAGUACGCGAUAUCCUUGGCCCGGAAAUGCGGGGCGCGCGUUUACGCGCUGCCGGAGGACAUCACCGAGGUGAAACCGAAGAUGGUGAUGACGGUGUUCGCUUGCCUGAUGGCGAUGGAUUACGUCCCCAACAUGGACUCCGUGAAGCAACAGAACAACGUGAACAACGGCCAAUAAUGUCGCGCGAACGCGUCAAACGCGCGCUGUGCGCGAGAACUGUCGACUGGGUCGCGGUUGCCGCGGCACACCGUGUCUCUUCUGCGAACGUAAUAAUUGUAUAUACCUAGGUUAGGGUAGCUUGUUUUCCAAAAUGAAAUCAGGUAGGGCGAGAACGAAGGAAAGAAACGAAGACAUCGUUCAACGAAUCGCAGCUAACGAUGGUUUAAUCGCAGAGAUUAUAUAGAUAGAGCGAAGAUAGACCCUCUUUAAGUCAAAUGUAAAAUUCGAAGAUAGAGAGGACAAAUCAGGAGAGAUAUUCUGUUUUUGUCUAAGCUUCCGCGUGCAUCAGGGUUUUAAGACUUGGCCGGGAGAAGCCAUGGAAAUUGAGGAGCAUCUGGCACCAAAGAGACUAUUGGAGUGACAUUUCUCCUCAAUUCGUAUUCUCUCCCAUCGAAGUUUCUGAAGUUGUUAGAGGACAGGCGUGCACACUUUUUUCUCUUACUAUUAGCGUCACACUUUCUCGACUGUCUUACUUACUCUCUCUACAUAAUCUCGUUGCGUUUAACAGCUUCUUAGGACCGACACCUUCUGUGAUUGGGCCUCGUUAGGUUGUCAGUAGAACCUCGGGGAACCUCAGAACUUUGAGGAAGAUAAUAGAGUAGUAUCCAUGAAGAUGAUAGUAUCUAUAACGAAAUUGAUAUCAGUACACAGUAUAUACACAGAGUCUUUGCAACUGUCUCUUGUGGCCAUUUUUCUACUGCUGUAAUCUUGCGUACUUGAUUAUUUGGGAAUUAUACAGUUUUUUCUAGCAUAUUCACAGUGGCUGAGUCGAACAAACAUUUUUUUGUCAAGCAUACAUUAACACGUUGACCGCCAUGUCGCCCACAGUGCUCUUCACUGAACAGCUAAAAAAAUUAAUUCUGAAAGUCGAGUAUCAAAGGAAAUGAAUUUAAAUGAAAUUUAUAAAUUUUACUAAAGUUACUAUGUAGUUAUUAUGUAGUCUCCAAUAGUUUAAAUGAUAUUUAAUCUUAGCAGAAAGUUUCAAGAAUACUUGCCUGGCAGUCAACGUGUUAAAUUGCGACUCGUUUGGAGGUUUUCAGGAAAUCCUUGAACUUCUCUGUGAUUGUAAAUAAACCGUGAUACGUAUCAUUAUGUAAAGCGCAUACACGACUAAACAAACGAGUAACUUGAUCCAUCUAUGUUUAUAACAUAGGAGUAUAAGAGUAUAGAGACACUGUAAGUAGUCAGUUGCACAGAUCCCAUAUCUUUCAUCGAUGCGAAAAGCGUAGGAAGCGUUGAAGAGGCGUUGGAAAGGUCGUCGAGGGUUUAAAGAAGCCUGAAGAGGUCAUCAAAGGGUUAAAGAUUAAGUUACCAGAGGUUUCUUCGUCGAUCGACCGACAGGGUUGUUUGGCGGGGUGCCAAUCCCACAAGGUGUUAAGUAGGAAUCCUCGAGUUCCUACGAGGCCUAGCGAGAUUUUAUCGAGCUUUUGGAGUCCCUGCUUGGUCCAAGAUAUGCUGGGCGUAGAUCCUGCUAGCGAGCUUGAAGAAAGUCAUCGAACCGUGAAUAAAGAUCAGACGGAUCGAUGACGGUAGAGCGUUUUCGGUUUACCAUGAGCACCUUCUGUCGUUAGUAUCUCGACAGAGUGUGUCCUUAUCGACUGUCGGUCGCCAGAAAAUUGUAUCGCGUGAUACGGUUAGAGAUAUCAUAGAUAGAGCAGGGUAGAUACGGUAAGUGGAAAGCCUGUACGUGGAGAUGUCCCACCCGUUAGAAAGGGAGAAACACCGCGGUAACUUACCUAUCUCUGUGCUUUUAUUAAUGUGAAUGUAAAAUAUACAUGUAAUUAUUAAAAGUAAACGAUAACCACUGUUCAUUAACAUAAAAAUGAUAGAAAUAUGCCCUGGCAGACAGAGACGGGUAGGAUACCGCGGUUUUCUUUCUUUUUUUAACUGUAGUAGCUCUCUUACUCUAUCUGUAAUAUCUCUAUGGUGAUACAGGAUUCUCCUUCUCCCAUCCGCAAUCAUAUCCUUGUCUCCGCGUUCGUAACUAGGGCUAGAACUAUUUGAACUGAUUAACAUUCGAAUAUUUUAUAACGCCUCGAGUGAACUUGGAAUGCUAUUAUUCGAAUCAGAAAGUACUCGAAUACUUGCGCCAGGGUUGGGACUACUCGUCGAAUCACUGUACACAAAUGUGUACUGUAAACAUCCAGAUGUAUUUUUGUUCGACAAAUUUGCCGUGAAGGCAACAUUUAAUCACCACGCUAAAUAUUCAUAUUUUCGAAUAUCUAAAUGUUCGAGUAGUCUAGUACUCGUAAUUCUCCAAAUGUUUCAUACAGAGUAACAGAACACAGAGUCACUAGACGAGUAGUCCCAGAUCUACUGUUAACGCGAUCCUAGAUUUGUAUAAAUCGAUUUUGUAACAAUCUCUCUGUCAAUGAUGCUAAGAACAAUAGUCAACGAAAAUUGAAGCGACGUCGAUUGCAUCGAGACAUCCAGAUACCCAGAAAUUCGAAUACUAUUCGGGCAUGUCUACAUACAUCGAGACUUGGCAAAUUCAUCGGGUAAUCUAUCGCCAGGUCGAUCGAAAGCUGAAUCGACUCGAUGGAAACGAAAAUAAUUAACGUAUACCGGAUAUACGUGACUUUCAGAUUGUCGACUAUACAGGUUGUUCCGUAUGAAACGCUGCAAACUGUUUUUUGAAAAGUUAAUGUAGAUAUCGACUAAAUUUUUCUUAGAAUUAAAUAACGCAACGGGUCUUAGCGUGCAAUAAAUUUUCUAUGGAGUGAAUGUUAAAGAGAAAAAGAAGAGUAUCUAUUGAAAUUUGUUAAUAUCUUUUAUAAAACUGAAUAACAUUUACUUAAACCGCUCUUUUUAUUAUGGAUUAUAUUAUUUAACUGUAGGAAAAAUGAAGUAGAUAUUUUCAUCAAGUUCUACGAAAACAGUACACGGGGCACCUUGUAUAUAAAUAAAUAUACAUAUGUAGGAGUUAUUGGAUAAACAACUAACUCUCUCGACAAACGCACGCUCUCACCCGAUCGUCGUUCCAACGCCACAAGCGGAGGCGCCGGAUUCAAACCCGCAUCCCACAUAUAUAUAUAUAUACAUAUACACUAUAUUUACAUUUUUAAAUCAUAUAUAUAUGAGAUGUAUACACGUAUUUGAUACAGCGAGCGUGAAAUUGUCAUACUUUUACAAUGACAAUGUCUUCGAUCAAUUAAUCAAUCAAUUCAAGGGAAAUUCGCGAAUCAACGGCAAAAGUUGUAAACUCGUUUAGAUAACACGCUUGGAUAGCUUUCGACGCACGAAUUACCAUAAUUGUUCGUCUUGGAAUCAUUUCCUAAUAAAUCGAUAUCUCUCGUACCGAGACGAACGUUUUUAAUCUACGAAUUUUAAAUUUAACCGUAUGAUGCAUUUUAUACCGAUGCUUGAAUGCGUUUUAAAACACAGAAUUGUUCACGAGAGAAUAAAAAUAAAAUGAUACACGCUGCCAAUCAUUUAAGGGAGCAUUUAUAAACGUCGAUACACCAACGAUAUCGAAAUGAACGCACAAAGGUCAUUAUUAAUUAUCGAACGCAAUAACGAUUGGAUGUCUAUGCAAUAUUUGACGAUCCAUUCAAACGGAACUACGUACUUACGUAUUUAAAUGCGCAGAUCGUUGCGCUGGGUCCUCUUGAUGCGUUUCACUUUGAAAUACUUGGAAAUCAUUUUGCGGUUUUAAGGGUUUCGAUAACUGUGCACUAUCACACGGAGAUCUGGGUUAAGUCUGAGUUAGAAAGAUCACUCCGAGGAUCAGGGGAGACAAUGUAGGAUUGUUCGAGCGGAUAAAAUUAAUGGCGUGAUUUGAAUAAUGGGCCUACUUGAAAUAUUCAACCGCUGUUAGAAUAGCGGAGCUCUAGUGAGCCAUAUAAACUCGACAUCCUGUCUCGGGAUUAUCUGGAGCGUUUCUCGCGAAUUUACACUGGGAAACAGAUGCACUUCUAGUGCACAUUUAUCGCGAUAUUUGUUUGAACUAAACAAAGACUAAAUGGUUAGUUAAUGGAUGAGCUACGAAGAUUAAAGGAAAGACGAUCGAGCGAGGCAUCGAUAAGAGUGCAAUUCGUCGAUGCUACUUGGAGCAUUCCUAUGAAGAAACUGGCACUUUUCACCGAGAAGCAGGAAAUACGUUAACAUGUAGACCAUCGUGUAUAGAUGACAAGGUUUUUCGUUUUUAGAAAUUAAUUAAUCUGGAUAGGUUUCUUUAAUUUGUUAGAAAUUGAAACGUUUAAAUCAUAUAGUUUUCAAUUCUGUAUGAAGAAAAUCUAAGCCUGACAAAAAUGUCCGCUAUAAAAUUCCCAGUAUUAGUCUGGCGGUCAACGUGUUAAAGUAUUCCUCUUCCAAUCUUCCCAACUUAAGUUUAACUAAAUAUUGCUUUUACGUAAUCCAUUCCACCGAGCGAGCAUAUCUCACCUUUUGUUAGCCAGGAUGCGAAAUUGCAUUCCGUGUGUCCUGAAUCGACAAAGUUCGAAUUGGAGGCGCAAAGACGUUCACGAUGCUCGAGGCAAUUUCUUCUUUUUUCCGUUUCUUUGUUAAAUAAAUUGUCACGCGUAUCGAGACGUGAGUUUAACCGAGGGCCGUUUGCAAUCUGCACACCUAGAUGUAAGGUUUAGUCACGUGGAUAGGUUUCGCUUUAUUCGGUAAAACGGAAUUACAAGAAGAGGAUAAACAAAUGAAUUCGCGUAGAUGGUCGUCGACUAUACGCUGAACAUACAUUUCGAAUCAACUACGUCAAUCAAUUUAAACUUACAAUGAACCGUGAACCAAGAGCGCGCGCGUUCACGGGUCAUCGUACAUAUAAUUUAAUGUAACCGUAAUUUAAAUACAAAGAAAUUUAUCUAA